Messenger RNA from Scatophagus argus, 4797 nucleotides. RefSeq names its product lysosomal-associated membrane protein 2 (gene lamp2). The transcript has 9 exons. Bases 183 to 1430 code for a protein of 415 amino acids. Gene Ontology annotation, cellular component: membrane. The record is from RefSeq and is a predicted model, not a curated record. Lineage: Eukaryota; Metazoa; Chordata; Actinopteri; Scatophagidae.
AAAGUUAGAGUGUAGUCCUCACUUCUUCUGGUUUGGCACAUUGGUCCCUGUCAUAUGACUUACAUUUCCUGGUACAGUCGGCGGAGGUGCAGAUACAUCCUAAACACUGCUGAGUGAGCGUCACUGUCGGGUUUUCUUUCGUCCUCUCUCCGGUGGCUGGCACUCCAGACUGUUCAGCGAUCAUGUACCUUUAUCCUGCAUUUGUUCUAUUCCUCACUUUAGGAAUCGCAUUCCAGCAGUCACAUGGCACUGAGGUUAAUAUCAAAGGCCAAGAUGACAAGUUAUGCCUCUAUGCCAAUCUGAUGGUCAACUUCUCUGUGUCAUAUGAAGUAACCGGUGAUAAGAAUACAACAGUUGAAUUUCAGCUGCCCCAUGAUGUCACAACAAGUGGAAGUGAGUGUUUUGCCACAAGCUCAGUAUUGAAGCUUAAUUUUGGAGAAGGACACUCCUGGAGCAUUAACUUCACUGUCAGUGAAAAAACUUACCAGGCGGACACCAUAACCUUUUCCUACAACCUCAGUGACUCAACCCUCUUCCCUGAUUCUGUAUCAAACGACACCGAAACUGUUACCGUAAAGCCACACAUUACCGAUGUAGACAUGGACACCUGCUACUCAUGCAAGAGUAAUGACAUGAUCAAAGCUGAUGUGGUCAAUCAGACACUGUGGAACGUGCUCAUACAGGCUUUUGUCAAUAACGGCAGCAAGAGUGAAAAUAUUACCUCAUGUGCUGCUGAUGUACCAGCAACUACCUCUCCUCCAACCACUCCUUCCACUGCAGCUCCUGUCACAAACACUACUUCCACUGCUCCUCCUCCCACCACCACUCCUGCCCCCACCCUCCCCCCACCCACCACUGGGAAGUACACUCUCAAGCCUGAUGAAAACAGCACUGUCUGUCUGUUAGCCAACUUUGGCUUGCGGAUUGGACUCAGCCAAGCAAACAAAUAUCAGGAGAUGAAUUUUGACCCCAAUGGGACUACAGUUUCUGGAUCAUGUGGUGUCAACAGCAGUGAGCUGGUGUUGGUGUCUAACACAAUGACCAUCAUGUUCACUUUCACCAGUGACACAAAAAAAUUCCGCCUACAUGCUCUGAAUGUCACCGGAAAGACAGGCUCUGGUGUGAUGUUUUCUGAGACAAACGCCAACCUGAGUCUGUGGGAGGCGGCUCUCCACAGCUCCUACAUGUGUAACAAGGAGCAGAACCACACCAUCACCAGCCUGCUCACCCUCUACACCUUCAACCUUCAAGUACAGCCCUUUGAAGUCAAGAAGGGUGAUUUCAGUACAGCCCAUGAAUGUUCAUUGGAUGACAUCAGCAUCUUAAUCCCAGUCAUUGUUGGCGCUGCUCUGGCUGGCUUGAUUGUCAUUGUAGUUAUUGCUUAUGUGAUUGGUCGAAGAAAGACUUAUGUUGGAUAUCAGACCCUUUAAAUCUAGUUUACAAUCGAUCCUGAAAUAGCACAGGGUUCCCAAGCGUGGUCCUUGGGUUUCUUCUUUAAUUGGCAAAUACAUUUAAAAUUCGAGAGUCAAAAUCUAAACUGAUGUCUCAGCUGGGAAAACAUAAGAUGCAGUUUUAUUACACGACUGCUGUGAAAAAAAUAAUUUGCUAUCUGUUGGUAUUUAGGUAAUGAUCAUUCUGAGACAUGAAUCGCACAAAGAGCAUUUUUGAACGAUGCUACAACAAGAAGAGUAAAAUCCUUGAAAAGUUGUUGUGUUUUUCUCAAGGACCAAACUUGUCUACCCCCCCAGUGUUUGUGCUUUUCAUUGUUGUUGUUAUUUGCUGGAUUUUUUUUUUCUUUCCUUCUUUUGUUAAUGAGCAAGUGCAAGAUCCACCCUACCUUUUUUAAUUAGUAAAUGAAAUAAUUGAAGUAAUUAUAAUCACAACAAAAGCCCCUGCACAUUGAUUUGUCACACACAUUAGAACGAGAUGUGUGACGGUUUAAGUUUGUUGUUGAAGGAUCCUCCACUUGCUUUAUAGACGUUCUCUUUUUAUUUUCUUUUGUCAUUGUUUAAUUUUUGUGCACUUCUUAGUUUUUACAUCCUUUAUGGUUUGACUUUGCAUCCCAAUAAUUAUACACAUCGAGACAUAAGAAUGCUAAUGUCCUUCACAAAUCAAAUGAAGAUGGUCAACCAGCUUUCUUUCUCUGAUCCCAGAAAUUCAUUAACAAGGAUGAAGGUCUAUUCCAUUUGAAAAAUGUUAGAAGAAAUGCUUUAGUCCAUGUUUGCCCCUGUAGAGCAGGAGAAACAUUGGAACGUUUGUGCUGAUUAUGUGACUCCGCUCAUAUUAAGAAUGUCACAUCAAAGGCUGCGUUCACACUGCAGGCAAAAGUGGACCAAAUUGUUGUUUGUUUGUUUGUUUUGGUUGGUUUUUCAUGAUAGUGUGAUCAGCACAAAUCACAUGGAAUCACAUCUUUGCUAUUCUGGUUAGGGCUAAUUUCAUAUGCAGUCCUGAAUCAGAUAUAUAUCUGAUUCCUGUGUGAAUGGUCAGAUCAAAAUUCACUUCUCCCUCCCACUGAGCAUGCUCACAUCACUGUUCAUCUUUAGUCAUCAACCGUCCACUAUGGGGGACAAAGACAAAUAUGGAGUACUACUGGGAGAAAGGAGAUUGCAGAGUUAAUAGAUAUGUGGCAAGAUGCUUCAAUCAAAGCCGUCUUUGCUUGAAAAGCUGACAGAUUGUCAACACAGCCGGUUCGAGAAAUUAAUGCCUGCACCACUACUUUAUUAAUGACGGAUUACGGUGCCAGUGACAUGUUCUGCUGUUCAGCAGCAUGCCUGUUGUAAAUGUGAGGUCAUGGUACAGAUCUGUUUACAUACAAAGAUGAUGGUGAACAGUCAAGUCAGAAAGAUCAGAUUUGAGAAAUAUCAGAAUUGGGUCACUUUGAACUGCAAUGUGAACAUGGUCACAGCACUUAUUGGUUAAACAUUAAUUGACCUUUUUCAUGGAAGACAUUUCGACAUAAGUCAAGUUGUAAAAGUUCCAGGAGGAAGUAAUGAUACUAAUGAUGACACUUCAGUGUAAAGGCCCUGGAGCCGCCAGCUACAUUGGAUGGAGCCAACAUUAGUGUUAUUAAUUUCACCUGUGCUUUUCCUGCUGCACCAUGUCAAAUGUCUUUUAUAUUUGCACAUGCUCCAGUCAGAAAUCAAAUCUGAAAGAAGAGUCAACUGUUUUUUCCCCAUGUAGUACAUUAUGGCAUUAGAUUUAGAAAAGGGAGAAAUUUGUUGUGUAGAUAUUCGCAUUUAGCACAAACAGUUUUUAAACUAGUAUAUGUACAUAUAAAUGCACUAAGGCACUCUUUACAUGUUUGCAUUAUGUUGAGACUGUCGUCACACGAUCUCUCCUGUGUAUCAGCCUGGGCUUGGCCUCAGUUCUGAGAGCUGCAGCUGCAUCAGGGGACAUUAAAGCUCCCAGAAACUCUUUCAUAUUCUCCAUAAUAUUGAAUAUUCACGACUGACCAAGCAACAAUCAAAGAUAAGGUUUGUGAAAAAUGUACCAGGGUAUUAUUCAUUAAGACUUUAAGACAUUUAGUGAAAUAGGCUUAUUCACUUUCCUGCUGAGAGUUAAAUAAGAAGAUUGACACUCUCUUAUCUGUCUGUUAAAUAUAAGGCAGCAAAGAAACUGUUAAAACGAAGAGUGAAAAUGGGGAAGAGCUAUCCUGAUUGUCCAAAGCAAACAAGUCUGCUUAGUUGUUUUGCCAAGAUUUCAGACUUUAUGAGAAACUUGAGUUAACGUCUCCUGGCUGCUGCCUUCAUCUUCACCACGCAGUGAUUACCAUCUUCUCAUCUAACUCUCGGCAUGAAAGCAGCGCGUUUCCCAAUAGGUCAAACUAUAUUUUUAAAAGUUCAAAGAGUUUAUCACAAACAAGUCAUUGGACCUUUUGGGUGCGGUUCCUCUCAUUUUCAUUCAAAAACUGCUAAAACCACCAAAGUACGGGAUAUAAUCUCAUGCAAUGACAAAAUUUGCAGGAAAAGUGUUUUCAUAGAGGACCCCGUUGCUCAUAGUAAGAAGUUGAAAGUAAAUUUUCACAAGCUUGUAAGUCAGGGAAUUAGCGCAGGUUGCAGGGAUGGAGGCAAGGCCCAGAAUAUGUAUUUCUAUGAUAGAAAGCCAAUGUGACACAUGGUAGUAGCUGUGUAUUGUUAGCUUUACUCCAGCUCUUCAGGAAUGGAGCGAUGUAGGCAGUAAAUUACAUUGAAUAUGAGAAUGAGUAGAAAUAUUUACAUUUUCAGUUGUUAACAGUUGUUUGUCACACUUGCUUUCCCAGGAUGUUGUACAUGUGUAUGAAUAGUAACUAGAAAUCAAGUAUUGGCUUUGAUUUUGGUUGUGAUUUUUGCAUGUCAUGUGUAACUCAGCUUUGUACCAACUCAGUUGCCUUAAUUAUAAAGAUGGUUUUGCAGCACUUGUAUAAAUGUUUAUGUUUUCCCAAGAUCCAUCAUGAUGACCAUUGUGCCUUGCUAAAUUUUAACUGGUUUUGUUUGUUUGUUUGUUUGUUAUUUGCUUUCAGUAACUCACUAAUACUUGUUAAGAUACCUUAUUUGGGUAACUUGGGAAGAGGCGCCUCAUUAUGUAAUUUCCCCUCACUAGUUGAGAACAUGGCACACACAGUUUCAAAGGUUUGCAAAGGGAAUUAGUGCUGCAAGACCAUCUUGUUUAAGAUCAGUUCAUGUGUUUUAUGUGGAUAUAAAUGACUUCUGAUCUCCAUUCUCUCAUGCUCUUAGCUGUGAUAAACUGGAUUGUCAAACUGAAGUGGAGCUUUUUAGUAUUUUAGGAUUUAUGGAAAUAAAAAUGUGUUGCUGGCCUGGA